Molecule: messenger RNA, 5956 nt
Organism: Porites evermanni
Lineage: Eukaryota; Metazoa; Cnidaria; Anthozoa; Scleractinia; Poritidae
Source: the annotation of a GenBank genome assembly
AUGAAUUAUCACUUUAUUGUUCUAUUACAGGUCUUAGCUGAAAGGGAAUGGACAAUGGCUACCUUUAGGAAAUGUACCGAAGAUGUGUUUAAAAGAUUAUACCCUGAUGAACCAAAGCUAAGAAUUUCUAGUUUACAAAAUGAGUUUCAUUUUGAUAUACCACUUAGUUACAAGGUUGAUGAUGUGUUAGUUGAUGCUGGACUUGUGUUUGCUGUAGAAGAAGAAAUCAGUCUGGUAAACUCCUUAAGGUAGUUAAUAAUGUCAUUAAUAAAGCAAAUAUCAAAUUUAUUCUAUUUGGAAUGUGGUAGAAAUCUCAGACCUCUGACCUUGGAUAAUCAGACCUACAAAAAAAUAUAGACCUCAUCUUUACUUGAAAACUCAAGUGAUAGAUCAUAAAACAUGAGACCCUCAAUAGCUUAUAUACACAAUCACCUUACAUGCAUGUUAUGUAUAUCUAGUCAACAACAACAUGUGUAAAACCAGAGGACAUAGAAUAUGCUAGUUAGUAAAAUUAUUUUAGUUACUUAUUCAUCUUUACAUUUUUUGUAUGUCAAUAAUAUUAUGCUUGCAGCUUUGACCAGUAAUGCAAAAUUAAAUAUUCUGACUGUUUAUUUUACUGAAUAUAUUUCCCCUUUAACAGCGUGGUAUCUCCUGAAGAAUCAGAAUUGAAAUCAAAGACAAGUGAUGUAAAUGAGGAGGAAUUUCUUAAAGAUUACUCUUCUGGGCCAUCAAGAAGAAAACGGGCAAAAAGUAUCAAGAAAACCUCAAGAUCGGUCAAAAUUCAAACCCAUCUUUCAGGAAAAGCAGUAGAUAGUUCAUCAAGUACCAGAGUUUCAUCAACAACAAGUCCAACGUCAAUGGAUCAAGGUGUGGAAAGAAUGGUUAUAUUAUAAUAUGCAAUUUUUUUUAAAUAAAACUAUUAAUUGCCAUAUAUGGUCUGAAGAAUUACCGGUAUGCAGAUAGAGGAGGGUGUUAUCAACCAAGGCUGAUUGAAUUUUAAGUUCCAGUCAUCAAUUGCCUGCCUUUUUCAAUUUUCUGCAGUCACCCUGUGUCAUGAGAGAAUAAUUUAAUUAGGUUGAUUGUGCUGUGCAUGAGUAGUUUUUUUGGACCUUGUGGUUGUCAAGUUGUAGCUCGAGUGUCAGAGUUGAAGAUGUACACGUAGGACUUUCUUCUUGUAGAAUUAUUCAGUUAAUUUUCCUGUUUCUCAGUUGUAAAAUCAAUACCCUGCACCUCUGUUGUCUUUUCAUUGGAUACCAAGAACAUAUUGCACAUUGGGUCAACGUUACAUGUAGCUGGUCAUAGAGAAUUUGCAGGGAGCUUUUAGGCAGUCAGAAGCUUAUACAGUACCAUGUUUCCUUUAAAGUCACCACAGUUCUAGGCAGAUUUUCUAACUUUUCUGUGCAGCUUUUGUGCAAGGUUUGUCUGAAUUUAGGGUUGGUGAUAAAACUUCUCAUUUGCUUAAAACAUGAUGGUACUAUGUGUUUAUUCUUUGUUUCUUUGUUGUUGUUUUUUUUUCAGAAGGACAGGACGGCAUAAAUGCAUUAAAAGUACAUAUGCUAGUUCUAUUAAAUAAAUGAUUUUUUUCUUCUCUCAGCAUCUAGUAUGAUGCCCCAGAUUGUGGAGAAAAUAUCAGAAGAUUCAGAAGUGGAUAUCGAGGUAGACAAUACUUUACCAACAGUAGUUUCUGCAGCACAAAGAAACACCCUUUUAACUUUCAGACAUCUCCUACCCCCAUACUGGCCCGUACCCCUUGAAGUUCCCACCUGGGUGAGUGUUGACAUCUUGUGGAACCCAGGGUACACAAAUUCUUGAAAAGUCCAUGAAUUUCGGAGGAAGUCCUAGAAAUGCUCUCGAAUUCAAGAAAUCCUGGAAAAGUCCUUGAAUUUUUCCUAAACUUGGAUGUCUCAAAAUAAAGUUGAGAUGUUAGGCACAAAUUUAUUUGAGUACAAUUCCUGUUUUCUAAAUAACUGUGUAUGCCAGUUAACCUUCUCCAAAUAUCACACAGAUUUUUGCCACAUAGAGCUAAUAUUUCAUGGCUUUGUGUUAAGUGUUGUUGGCUUUGAUAGUCUUUGUAGAACUCAAAUGUUUGUUAUCUUUAUCCAUCUAGAGCGUAGAUGACUCCAUAGUUCAAUCCUUUGAGAACACGUCCAACACCACAGAAGCUAAGAGAAAAGUUAGUAACAAAAAGGCAAGCCAGCAGCUUCUUCGAAAGGCAAGAAAACUUAAACGAAGACUUUGAAGAAAAAGGCAAUCAGACAUAAAGAAUGGUAUUGUUAUCAAACAAUAUUAUUGUUUCAAUUUCUGGACAAGACAAACUGUAUAUGGGGGAACCUUUCCCAUGAAUUUGUUCUUACAGCCAGGAUCAUUCCUCAAUCGUUAAGGUUUUUCUUUGAAAAUCAAAGCUGGCUGCUACACAAGAAACAUUGAGGAUUUGCUUCCCUACCUCCCCCCCCCCUCCCCCCAAUAAAAAACGGUAUGAAAGACCUUGGCAGUAGGUACCGCUAACGUGGAAUAAGAGUGCUGUAUUGGUAUUGAUUACUUUGUAUUUUUUGUCGUAAUUAGAAUGCUGUAAUUAUCAUGCUGAUCUUGUGAAGCACAAAUUAUGAGAGAUUGUGUGAAAAUUUCUCCAUUGUGUAAAGAAUAAAUAACAUUUAAACUGAUGGGAAAAAACUCUGUGUCUAUCAUUAUUUUAGUUUAACUAUUUUAUAUUAGCAUGUAUACUACUUGGAGAAUUUCAAGGCCUACAGAGCUUUCUGGAGGAAGUCCAGUUUCGAGUUUGCUAUGACCGCUGAAUUAAAGGAGUGACGACGCAUUUUUUACAGGCUUAGCCUCCACCUGAAGUAAAUAUAUUCACAAAUUCUAACAAGAGAAACACCUGUUUAUUUCUUUGUCUAUUGUAUACAUUCAAAUUUCAAACACUUACUUACUGGAAUUUCUAAAUAUUUUACCUUAUGUCGAGGCUAACCCUGUAUGAAUGUGUCAUUAAUGUUUGUAUUCAUUUGUAAUUUCUAAUUCGAAACUGGACUAUUUUGCAAUAAUCCUUUCUGCUGGGCCAAGCUCUUGGAAAGAUCAACCUUGAGGAAUAAUAUUGCACCAUUGCUACUUCCUUACCAGACAUCUCUCUCAAAUUUGUGCACAAAGGUGGGAAGGAGAAAAUGGGCGAGAUGGUCAUUCCCAUCUCUUUUUUUCUCCUUCCUUCCUGUGGUCCCUCACACUUACUCACAAGUUACUUGCAUUUCACACUUGCCUUUGUUUGCAACCAAACUGCAAAAAACAAAGAGGAGGCAGGUGCAAAUGAUUGGUAGUUGCAUCUCACCACCAUUUGAGGGAAGCGGGGCGGGGCUGCAAAAGCAGGGUAGUGGGUUGGGGGGGGGGGGGGUUUUUUGACCUUAGGGAAACAAAUUACUGUUGUCAAGACCAAAUUCAUACAUAGCGGCCACACCCAACUUCCCAGUAUGGCCAUUCACUGAAACCUGGGCACAGCCGCACCCCCGGGGGAAUGGCCGCCCGGGACCAGGUGGCGCCCCCGGGAGUUUUUGAGAGGCUGAAAACGUAAACUGGGAAGAAGGGCGUACAGGGUAACUAAGGUAACCAGGCGACACAGGUAACAAGGAAACAGAGGUAACAAGAUAUCAGAGCAAACAAAGAAUCAAGAGUAACAAAGUAGCAAGGUAACAGAAGUGACAAGGUAACAGAAGUGGCAAAUAACAGAACUAACAGAGGUGACAAAGUACAGAAGUAACAGAGUAUAAGGGGCAACUAAGUGACAGAAGUAACAAGGUAAUCGGACAGUCAAAGUUACAAAGGUAACUCAUCGGUAACAGGGGUAACAAAAAAGCAGAAGAAACAGAAUAUCAAAGGGGAAGAGAGUAAUGGGGUAACAGAAGUAACAAAAUUACGUAGGUUAUGGGUAGCCGAGACAACAAAGUAGCACAGGUAACGAGAUAACCAAGUAAUCAACGAAUACAAUCCUGCAAAGUGAACAAGUGCAAUCUCGAUCAUGGAGACAAGUAAGUGUGCAUGCAUUGUGUGCACAGACGUCCGGGACAUUUUGCGAGGGCUUACAUGAUGAACUAGCCCUCCAAAUAGUCUAGUGGUCUAUAAUCAAUGCUUCGUUCUGAUUGAUUUCAUUUUCUCUUCCAUUGUCUUAAAUACUCAAUCCCAAGGGAGAAAUUCUACAAUCAAAUCUAACAAAAUUUUGUCGACUUUAAUCAGCUAUCUUACACAGAAUUAAUAAUUAAAUUGAUGAAUUCACAGAAUUUUUCCAUAAAUUCACAUUUGUUGAAAUUUGUCUCAUUAUGUAAUGAUUUACGUAAUAAUUUCUUAUCAAAUCAUUUUGAUGACACUUGAUUGACUAUAGUAAUCAUUGCAUUGCAUUAUCAUUGUUAUGAUUUGUUUGUUUGUUUGUUUUUUUUAUGUUAAAGCUUUUGCAAUACUGUAACUACAUAAUUAUAGUCAUGCAAAUAAAGCUUAUGUUGUUGUUGUUGUUGAGAUGCUCUUUAUAGAUAAGCCUAGUGGUGCUAAGUACUUGUUUAAUUAAUGUACCACACACAUGUGGUAGCUAUUGGUUGGGAACAGCAAAACUGUUCAUAGUAAGUACAUAGAACAGGGAUCUACUGGCCAUGGAGUUGCUGGUGUGUACUUCCUUGCUGAAAAUGGUCUUGUCAACAGCACUGUUUCAAGGUUUACCCCCCUUUUAGUUGACCCUUUAAGCCCCAAUACACACAUACAAAUUCUCCACACUGAUCUCCAUACAUUUUCCUUAAGAAUGUGUUGAGAGAAUUUGAUAAAAGGUCAAGGCAUUUUCUCUUUAGUGAUCAUUUUAUUAAUUCUCAUAACCUUAUCUCUUAACAAUGUAUGGAUAUCGGUAGAAGAAAAUUGAUAGGCCCGUGAUAUUGGUCACUAUUGGGACGUAAAGGGUUAAGCCCCACCCAAUUCCCCCAAUAUUUAUUUUUGAAUCACUGAGAAGAUCAGAAUUAAUCGCCCUGUCACCCUCCCCUAAAUUCGAAGGUUAUUUGACCUCCCCACACUAACCUUUGCGAUGUUUAGUUAAGUUUCAAGGGCGUCAAAGAAGUCACGUGGUGAUCCGUAGUGAUACUUCCGGCGGCUGUUUCUUUCAUCACUUUGAAUCGAGUCUGCAUUCGAGGGACGAAAAAUGUUGAAGUGUUGUGGGUGCAAUCAUCAGUGACACGCACAGAAACAAAACAAAUCUGGCAAAUUGUGAACGUUUUUCUUCCGUUACUAUCAGACAGUGCUAAUCAAUGGGGCGCGAGCUUCAUUUCGACGGGACACGCACAUCUUCAGCAAACAAACGACAUCCAAGCGUGAACAAGGCGGCUACCCGUGGAUUCAUGAGAGACAUGCUAUGAAGUCACUCAGUGCAAAUCGAGUGUUUGUUUUUUUAUUUUUCGGGGCAUAUUGGAAUGUGUGUAAUACUGAAGACGAUGCUGUGAUACGCAGUGAACCUCUCCAAUAUUGCCCCUACUUUAAGAAUCGUGGUCCGUCAAGACAGGAAAAUCUCGGAAACUGCAGCUGGUAUAAAGAGAGUUCUUGCUGUUAUGACGAAGAAAUCGAAUUUGCGUUCCGCCAAUUAACUCCACUCAUAGGCGCGAGCGGUGACUGCUUAAAAUAUCUUAACUAUUUAUACUGUUACAUUUGCGCUCCAAAUCAGAACACGUUCUUCAAGGACUUCACACUCACUGUCUGCAGAGAGUUCUGUGAUCGCGUCUACGACUCCUGCAAAAACGCCGUGCUAAAGGGACGGAAAAUCAAGUACAUCUACAAGAAUGGUGAGCAGUUUUGUAAAGGGCGUCGCUUUGAGACGGAUAUGGAAGCAAACGGGAAGUGCUUUACUUUCAAGCCAAGGCCAACAGUGAAAAGUGGAUCGCAAAGAACUGACUUUUGCAUGGGGUUUGUCGUGUUUGCGCUUUUCGGUAAGCGCUGUGUUUUGUUUUGA